AUGUACAAAAUAGCCCAUCGCAGUAUGAUAUAUAAGAAAGAUAAACGUAGUUGGAAGAACUUAGAUUGCAUUAGUGAUUUAGAAGGUGACAUAUUUUUAAAAAAAGAUGAUGAAUUUAUUGAGGUUAUUGCCCGAGAUGAAGAUGGUAAUGGACUCUUUUUAUGUGAAAAGUUAAGAUUAAUGACAACAUUGGCAAAGUUUAAGAAACACCACCAAAUACUGGCCCAAAAAAAUUGCAAAAAUAAAACUAGCAACAAGAUAAUUGCAAAGGAGCGAAACAAAGCAUUAUUAGAUGCUGAAAAUCAAGGAGAUCAGUUCUUUCAACAAAUGGAAAAUGAUGAUCUAAUUGAUGGGGAUGGUGAUGUCACUGAUGGAGCUGAUGGUGGUGGUGGAUCUGAUGGUGGUGGUGGAUCUGAUGGUGGUGGUGGAUCUGAUGGUGGUGGUGGAUCUGAUGGUGGUGGUGGAUCUGAUGGUGGUGGUGGAUCUGAUGAAGAUGAUGUUCAAAAUAAUUUAUCGGAUACUGGCGGUAAUAACGGUUUACCAGCAACUUCUCCAGGCAGGCGUCAUCAUUCUCCUUUAUCGCGAGGUGGUAAUGCUUUGCAAUCAAGUAAAGUUUUACGGUCGCUUCAGAAUCUGAACAAAGUUACUGCAGAAAAUAGCAGAAAAAUUGAGCAGUUGAGGAAAGGAGCUAUUACUAAACAAACUCUAGAUGAAGCUUUUAACAGAUAUGCCGACAGAAUGAACAAUGCAAAUAAAGAAAACAAGUUUGGAGCUGAAGAACCUGAAUUCACAGCAGACCAUAAAGUGAAAAUUUUAAACGAUUUCAAUAUGGAUUAUGACUUAUUUUACUUGGCAAUAACUGCUCAGAAAAAUUCAAUUAGAGCAAAAAAAGUUAUGAGACAAUUAUGGCCAAAAGAAGAGCGUAAUCAGUUACUGGUGAAAUUUGAUGAACACCGACCGCAUAUGCGAGUUGUGACGAAAGCAGAGUAUAUGAAAUUACUUGAUAUCCUAAAGAAAUUAGACCAAAUUCAACACAUAAAAGUUUUUUCGCGAAAUGAGUUCCCACAAUAUAAUAUUAAAAGAUGGGUAUCAGAUUGGUUACGAUCAACAAAAUAUGAAGCGAGAAGAGUUCAUCCGAAUCCCUCAGUCUGACCCAGGGCAAAAUUUUAAACGAAUUCUAGCAAUGAUGUCAGAAAAAUUGAUCUCACUAGCAUAAAAUUUAAUUUUUAGUAUUUAUGUUUUAAUUAUUUAAAAUAUUUAAUAAUGUUAAAUGUUAAUGAUACUACUAUUUAAUUAACUAUUGCAUGCCAUCAUUUAAAAUAUUGUGAUAGUUAAGGCCAGGAUUUUUGUCUCAACGAGACAAUAAAUUGUUAAAAUAUUUUAGAUGACGACAAAGAAAUAGUAUGUAAACAAAAAAAAGUUGUAGGAAAUUCAAUUAUCUAAAAAAAAAGUCUCCUAUGAUUUUUUAAUAGACGAAUAUUCACUAUAGUUCACAAUAAUUUCGAAAUUAAGAUAUAUAAUGAGUAAUUUGAUUUUUGAUUAUUUUAUUAGACUCUAAGUGUUGAGAUAACACCACAUUUAUUGGUUUUGAAAAA
Cotesia glomerata is the source of this 1595-nucleotide messenger RNA. RefSeq lists its product as uncharacterized. The transcript is spliced from 5 exons. Lineage: Eukaryota; Metazoa; Arthropoda; Insecta; Hymenoptera; Braconidae. The record is from RefSeq and is a predicted model, not a curated record. The coding region runs from base 1 to 1152 and encodes 383 amino acids.